Penicillium pulvis is the source of this 987-nucleotide messenger RNA. Its product is annotated as arylamine N-acetyltransferase family protein. The transcript is spliced from 2 exons. Bases 1 to 987 code for a protein of 328 amino acids. NCBI's taxonomy places the organism in Eukaryota, Fungi, Ascomycota, Eurotiomycetes, Eurotiales, Aspergillaceae. Gene Ontology annotation, molecular function: acetyltransferase activity. The record is from RefSeq and is a predicted model, not a curated record.
AUGGGUUCUGAGAUAGACUGGUCCCAACGUCCCAUUUACUCACCAGAGCAACUGGACCAGUAUUUCGUCCGAAUCAACCUUCCUCAGAAGUAUCGGCAGUCAUCCGUCGCGCAAUCGGACACCCGCAUUCACAAUGAAACUUCCUUGGACUUCCUAAAGAUAUUGCAGCGCUAUCAGGUGGCCGCAGUGCCAUUUGAAAAUCUCAAUCUACACUAUUCGGUCCAACGCCAUAUUUCUAUAGACGCGGAGAAACUCUUUGAUAAGAUUGUGACUACGAAGUCUGAGCGGGGAGGGUACUGUAUGGAAAACAAUACCCUGUUCGGUACAGUGUUGCGAAGCCUGGGAUAUAAUGUGAUGUCAGUUGGAGGUCGCGUCAAUGAAGCGGCUCAGCCAAUUUCGGCCUCGAAGAAUUGGAAAGGCCCCAAAUACGACGGUUGGAACCACAUGGUCAACCUAAUUAUCAUUGGGCAACAAAAAUAUCUGAUAGACGUGGGGUUUGGCUCUAACGGCCCACAUCAGCCUUUACCAUUGAUUCCGGAUGUCGAGUUUCACAACGUGGGUCAGCAGUCUGGACGGCUACGCUAUGCACCAAUCUCCCAACACACAACCAAGGGCCAAUUUCUCUGGCACUAUGAGAUUAAGAAUGGGGACGGAGAAUGGUCUCCCGCGUAUUGCUUCACUGAGACCGAAUUUCUUCCCGAGGACUUUACUAUCAUCAACUACUAUAUGAGCACUAGUCGAGAGAGCAUGUUCACCUUCCAUGUGUUGUGUGUGCGCAUGCUCUUGGAUCAAGAGGGCGACAAUGUUGUAGGUGAUCUGACGCUCUUCAAUAACACCUUGAAGCGUCGCCUAGGAGCCACAUCGGAGAUAGUGCAAACGUUUGCCUCCGAUGAGGAGCGUGUGGCAGCACUCGAGGAAUUUUUCAAUAUUCACAUCCUCAAGGCUGAUAGAGAGAGUAUUCGCCAUACAAUUUCGGAGAUUCUUUAG